Malassezia globosa CBS 7966 is the source of this 2025-nucleotide messenger RNA. RefSeq lists its product as uncharacterized. Gene Ontology annotation, biological process: NADP+ biosynthetic process; NAD+ metabolic process. The transcript is spliced from 2 exons. The coding region runs from base 1 to 2025 and encodes 674 amino acids. Gene Ontology annotation, molecular function: NAD+ kinase activity. The record is from RefSeq and is a predicted model, not a curated record. Lineage: Eukaryota; Fungi; Basidiomycota; Malasseziomycetes; Malasseziales; Malasseziaceae.
AUGGCGCAGGACACAGACCAAGUCGAGUACACACCCGAGCACCCGCCCUCAAUUCAGGGUGUUUUGCAAGAAAGCCAAAAACAUCUACACAAGACGUAUCCAGAUACCUGUCCCAAGCAAGAGUUGCCCUACGAGCAGCAACAACAGGAUAUUCUAGAUAUGGAUGACGCCAAAGAUGGCGAUCUGCUUCGCUGUCUUACGCAGAAGCUCGCACAGACAUCCAUUUUUGUGCGCGCCAUGCACAAGCAGUUAUAUCGUGCAAGGGUAAAUUCCAAUGCUGAAAGUGUUUUGAUUAUCACCAAGGCGCGCGACAACAAUCUGGUCAGGUUGACGCGUGAAGUGAGCUUGUGGCUCAUGAACCGUGCGCGUAAAGAUCGGAAACGUGGUUUGAUUGUAUACGUGGACGAACAGUUACGUCACUCCAAACGUUUCGAUGUCGAAGGCAUGCAGCGAGACUAUCCUCACUUGUUCACAUCGUUUCGGGAAUCAGGUACCCCCGAGACAUCGCACCAGUGUUUCAACGUAGAUGAGGGCCAGCUGCGGUUCUGGACGAGUGAUAUGUGUACACUGUCUCCUACACUGUUCGACCUGGUUCUUACCCUUGGCGGCGAUGGAACCGUUCUAUUUGCCUCGUGGCUAUUCCAGUCAAGUGUUCCACCAGUGAUUCCUUUUUCUUUGGGUUCGCUAGGCUUCUUGACGCCAUUUUGCUUCGAUGACUACCCAUCGGUCUUGGACUCUGCCAUCACAAACGGCAUUCUCCUCAAUAUGCGCAUGCGGUUCCGUGCUACUGUGUACCGUGCAAUUGAUACUCUGAACUCAAAGCCACGUUCCCGGCGCCGCAAGGCCCCCAAGCCCGACAGUGCAGACUCGAUCUUACAGGAAGUUAAGGAAUGUGGGUGGUACUGUGUGGAAAUGGAGCCAGGGGCUGAUGCGCCUGAAGAUGCGCCUCUCUUCCAUGAUGAGCACGUGCAUUUGUUCAGAACUCGACCGGUUGAGUCGUUCGAGUUUCUGAAUGAUCUUGUGGUGGAUCGCGGCCCCAGCCCGUAUGUUACAAUGUUGGAGGUGUUUGCCGACGACAUGCAUUUAACCACUGCCCAUGCAGAUGGUCUCUGUAUAUCUACGCCAACAGGCUCCACUGCUUAUUCCCUCUCGGCUGGUGGCUCAUUAGUACAUCCUUUCAUACCAGCCAUGUUGAUAACCCCUAUUUGUCCACACACACUCUCAUUUCGUCCGAUGCUUGUGCCAGACAGUAUGGAGCUGCGAAUCGCUGUCCCACACAACUCCAGGAGCAACGCAUGGGCCAGUUUUGAUGGACGUGGCCGGAUUGAAAUUUGCCGCGGGGACCACAUCAAAAUUACCGCGUCUCCAUACCCGUUCCCCACCGUCACGCCCGAGAAUGAAACGGGUACAUGGUUCCAUUCGGUGUCGCGCACAUUUAAUUGGAACCAACGCAAGCAUCAAAUGGGAUUCAUGGUUUAUGAUGGCCACCCAAAUCGAAAACAGUCGCGAGGCAACCCACAGACACAGAACAGUGCAUCAAGCCGUGGCACUUCCAGGUCGGGAAACAGGGUCAAGGACAAGUUUUGGAGAGAGGAAAACACGUCUGAUUUUGUCCAUGAUGCCAGCGAACAGUUUGAUGAUGAUGAUGCCGACGAUGAUCAUGACGACGAUCAUUAUGAUGAUGAUGAGGAUGACAACGAAGUGUUUGACAUCGACGAGGCCACUCCAGAAAAUCUCAGUCGUUUGAGUGGAAGCUGGGGUCAAUCUUCUUUUCCUACACUCCCGGCAACGUCUACAUUCUCUCAAGAUAAUCUAUCGUUUGGGCCAUCAUCCAAGGGGGAACCUGUUCCUAUUCAUUAUCCAACGAACGAACUGCAAGAGGCCAAAUGGCGGUGCAUUCGGAGCCCUGAUCGCUUUGGACCAGGCGGACCUCCGCCAGCGCCUGGUCCCUUGAGCGAACGGCAUUUAGCCACCAUGGAUUUCCGAUUGAGAAGUAAACUAGACGAUCGUGCCGCCAGGAAAUGA